CCCUCGGUGCGCGGGCACAGCAGCCAGGCUGCCGGAGAGCUGAUCUCGGGGAUUCGGGUGCGGAGCCCUUGGCCUGGAGGCGAUAUGGGUGGUCCGUGGCCCGGUUCAGUCGCUUGCAGCAGCCCGGGGAACAGGCCUGUCUGGCCCUGAGGGAGUCCCCUUUCUGAAGCUGUGGUGCUUGGACGACCUGCUCUCUACGUUGCUGGGCACCUGUAGGUGUCCCUCGAGAGCUCAGUUUUGAGGUUCAAGUCAGUGUGGCCAUGAAGGGGCUGCCUAUUGGGCUGAUGCUGUGACCCUGGAGUCUGCUUCUCCUGCCAGUCCCCCUGCUCGGAACAUGUGGCUGCGGCUUGGCCCGCCCUUGCUGUCCCUGAGCCCCAAGCCCACAGUUGGCCGGAGCCUGUGCCUCACCCUGUGGUUCCUCAGUUUGGUGCUGAGGGCCAGUACCCAGGCCCCAGCACCCACAGUCAAUACUCACUUUGGGAAGCUAAGGGGUGCCCGGGUACCAUUGCCCAGUGAGAUACUGGGGCCUGUGGAUCAAUACCUGGGGGUGCCCUACGCAGCUCCCCCGAUCGGCGAGAAACGUUUCUUACCCCCCGAACCACCCCCAUCCUGGUCUGGCAUCCGGAACGCCACACACUUUCCCCCAGUGUGCCCCCAGAACAUCCACACAGCUGUGCCCGAAGUCAUGCUGCCAGUCUGGUUCACUGCCAACUUGGAUAUCGUCGCUACUUACAUCCAAGAGCCCAACGAAGACUGCCUCUACCUGAAUGUCUAUGUGCCCACAGAGGAUGUAAAGCGGAUUUCCAAGGAAUGCGCCCGAAAGCCCAACAAGAAAAUUUGUAGGAAAGGAGGAUCCGGCGCUAAGAAACAGGGCGAGGACUUAGCGGAUAAUGACGGGGAUGAAGAUGAAGACAUCCGGGACAGUGGUGCUAAGCCCGUCAUGGUCUACAUCCACGGAGGCUCUUACAUGGAAGGGACAGGCAACAUGAUCGAUGGCAGCGUCCUCGCCAGUUAUGGCAAUGUCAUCGUCAUCACCCUCAACUAUCGGGUUGGGGUGCUAGGUUUCUUGAGCACUGGAGAUCAGGCUGCCAAGGGCAACUAUGGGCUCCUUGACCAAAUCCAGGCCCUCCGCUGGGUGAGCGAGAACAUUGCCUUCUUCGGAGGAGACCCCCGCCGUAUUACCGUCUUUGGUUCAGGCAUCGGUGCCUCCUGUGUCAGCCUCCUUACAUUGUCACAUCACUCUGAGGGACUUUUCCAGAGGGCCAUCAUCCAAAGUGGUUCUGCUCUGUCCAGCUGGGCUGUGAACUACCAACCAGUGAAGUACACCAGCCUGUUGGCAGACAAAGUGGGCUGUAAUGUGCUUGACACCGUGGAUAUGGUGGACUGUCUUCGGCAAAAGAGCGCCAAGGAGCUGGUAGAGCAGGACAUCCAGCCAGCCCGCUACCAUGUGGCCUUUGGCCCUGUGAUUGAUGGCGAUGUCAUUCCUGAUGACCCUGAGAUCCUCAUGGAACAGGGCGAGUUCCUCAACUAUGACAUCAUGCUAGGUGUCAACCAGGGUGAGGGUCUCAAGUUUGUGGAAGGGGUGGUGGACCCUGAGGAUGGUGUCUCUGGUACUGACUUUGACUACUCUGUCUCCAAUUUUGUGGACAAUCUGUAUGGCUAUCCUGAGGGUAAGGACACCCUGCGGGAGACCAUCAAGUUCAUGUAUACAGACUGGGCAGACCGUGACAACCCUGAGACCCGCCGUAAAACACUGGUGGCACUCUUCACUGACCACCAGUGGGUGGAGCCCUCAGUGGUGACAGCCGAUCUGCACGCCCGCUAUGGCUCACCUACCUACUUCUACGCCUUUUACCAUCACUGCCAGAGCCUCAUGAAGCCUGCUUGGUCAGAUGCAGCUCAUGGGGAUGAAGUGCCCUAUGUUUUUGGGGUCCCUAUGGUAGGCCCCACUGACCUUUUCCCCUGCAACUUCUCCAAGAAUGAUGUUAUGCUCAGUGCUGUCGUCAUGACCUAUUGGACCAACUUUGCCAAGACUGGGGAUCCCAACAAGCCGGUCCCCCAGGACACCAAGUUCAUUCACACCAAGGCCAACCGCUUUGAGGAAGUGGCCUGGUCCAAAUACAAUCCCCGAGACCAGCUCUACCUUCACAUCGGGCUGAAACCAAGGGUCCGUGAUCAUUACCGGGCCACUAAGGUGGCCUUUUGGAAACACCUGGUGCCCCACCUAUACAACCUGCAUGACAUGUUCCACUAUACGUCCACAACCACCAAAGUGCCGCCCCCGGAUACCACCCACAGCUCCCACAUCACUCGCAGGCCCAACGGCAAGACCUGGAGCACCAAGCGGCCAGCCAUCUCACCUGCCUACAGCAACGAGAACGCCCAGGGAUCCUGGAACGGGGACCAGGAUGCAGGGCCACUCCUGGUGGAGAAUCCUCGUGACUACUCCACUGAAUUAAGUGUCACCAUCGCCGUGGGGGCCUCCCUCCUGUUCCUUAACGUUCUGGCCUUUGCUGCCCUCUACUACCGUAAGGACAAACGGCGCCAGGAGCCCCUGAGGCAGCCUAGCCCUCAGAGGGGAGCCGGGGCCCCUGAAUUGGGAGCUGCUCCUGAAGAAGAGCUGGCAGCAUUACAGCUGGGCCCCACCCACCAUGAGUGUGAGGCUGCCCCCCCCCAUGACACGCUGCGCCUCACUGCAUUGCCCGACUACACCCUGACCCUGCGGCGCUCCCCUGAUGAUAUCCCACUCAUGACCCCCAACACCAUCACUAUGAUUCCCAACUCUCUGGUAGGGCUGCAGACAUUGCACCCCUAUAACACCUUUGCCGCAGGGUUCAACAGUACUGGGCUGCCGCACUCACACUCUACUACCCGGGUAUAGCUCCAGCCCAGAGCACAGCCCAUCUCCCGCUUCCUCCCUCCCAGAUCCAUGAACACAUGCACAUGCAGACACACAUACAGACACAUACAGACAUAUAUAUAUACACACGCACCCACACCCUACAGCAGACCCACCUUCACAUAGACAGAUGUGGACAUGCACUCGCAUGUACAAAAACACAAAUAUGGAAGUAAUCCCAAACAAACCCUUCAAAUGGGGACACAAAUGAGUCCUUGGUAAACCAAGGACCCGUGGAACAACAGCUGAAGCCAGCUCCCUGAGCCUGACCACAGACACUCCUGGGGGGCCUGAAAGCAACAGCUGGACACCCCCUUGGUGCUCACCUUCGGCCUCUCUUGGAACUGCACCACCAACCAACUCCGGACUUGGGAACUUUAAAGAGCAGAGUAGCUCUUCCUCCCCCAGACUUGGUCUUUUUCUGGGUCUUGUUUUUGUUGAUUUUUUUUUUUUUAAUUUUGGAACAAAUGCUUUUUCAGCCUGUGAGUGCUAAGAGGCUCUGGAAGGCAGGGCUCCAGGCCCAGGUCUCUGGCUCUGGAACCAGUGCUCACACAAUCAAACCAUGGAUCAGGACCCCCAGGAAGGAAAUAGAUUCGAGCAGGACCAUGGGGUGGAAGGAGAAAGGGGCUAAUGUUGGAUGGGGCUGGAGGGCCAUAGAGGAGAGAUCUCCAACUAUCUCUGUGUCCCUGUGGAAGACAGCAGAGCUUACAGGGUGACCUGCUUCCCCCAAAGGCCAGCAUUGGCCUGGCUAGACCAGGGGACCCUAGAUUUGGUGAAGGAGGUACUAUGGAGGCCAUGACAUUAUUGGGCCCCUGUGUAUGAUCUGGGUUCUGCCUCUGCUCUUGGGGAAAUGCUACCAGAAAUUCGCCCCAUUUUCUUUACAGUCUCUUUUGUGUCUGUCAUUUCUCUUUCAAAAAGGCAGUGUUUUUUGUUGUUGUUGGCUUUUUUUUUUUUAAAGAAAAGUUCUUAAAACACUAACGGAAACCCAUGGAGUUUGUCCUUUGUAAAAAUUUUAAACACAGUGUCUUGAUAUAAAAAUAAAAAAUUCAGUUAGCACUCCCAA
This is a messenger RNA of Carlito syrichta (Philippine tarsier), 3962 nucleotides long. It is a transcript of the gene NLGN3, whose product is annotated as neuroligin 3. The coding region runs from base 335 to 2881 and encodes 848 amino acids. Gene Ontology annotation, molecular function: signaling receptor activity; neurexin family protein binding. Gene Ontology annotation, biological process: modulation of chemical synaptic transmission; presynaptic membrane assembly; synaptic vesicle endocytosis. Gene Ontology annotation, cellular component: postsynaptic specialization membrane; cell surface; synapse. The record is from RefSeq and is a predicted model, not a curated record. Lineage: Eukaryota; Metazoa; Chordata; Mammalia; Primates; Tarsiidae. The transcript has 8 exons.